GCCCAUACACUGCCCCCUACCCAUGUGCAGCAGGUCCAGCUGGGAGGAUGGAGGCCCGCCCACUCCCAGCCCCGAGGGAAGGAGGAGCCACAGCCCAGGUGGAGCAGGUGAAGAGCUCCGGCUCCAGCUCGUCCGGGACAGGGGAAGUGACUGCAAGCUGGCGGGCAGAGGCGAGAACACUGUUGGCCCCAGGAUCCAGCUCUGGGAAGCUGGCAUUGUCUCCCAGUCGCUGCCUCCUCGGAGGACUACAAUGGAAGAGGAAGGGGUAAGAAACUUCAAGGAACUUCAAGCCAAAUUUCAAAAGCUCAAUGCCUCACCUCUUCCAGGACCAAUUAAAUCUCCAGCUGGUGUUUCUCGAAAGGAUGAUAGAGGAUCCACACAGCCAGCUCAGGAUCUGGCAAAUAGGAAGUGCUACUCAUCGCACCACUAUCAAACCCUAUCUUAUUCUUCCACUGGAGUAUCCCAGCCUCUUACAAAUGAGAAAUUGAAGUCUGCUCAGAGAGAUGAAAUUCAGAAGAGUUCAAGUUCCUUGGGAAUUCCAGAAAAAUCUACUGUGUAUCCUGAAAGAAAUUUCCAGAAAGCUGCCAUGCUAUUGGAUGUGAGUACAUCAAGAGCUGAGAUAUCCGACAAGGAGAAAGGAAUGACCUUCAGCAGCUUUAGAUACAAACUUUGGAACUGGGAAAAAGUGUCAUCUCAGAAGAGUGAAAUGUCCCCACCUCCACUCCUUACCAACGGUGCCAUUAAGACCUUCCAUCUGGAAGGGCAGAAAACCAUGGGGCUUGCUCAGGGAAAACCAGAGAAGAGCCUGAAGACAUCAGGAGCCCAGACCCUUCCUCCCCAGAGCCAUUUGAUGGCCCAGAGAAAGUUGCCCGGGAUCUCCAAAGCCUCUGAUUCAUCACUUCCUCCACACAGCAGGAAGACCACAGAAAGCCCCAGCACCCAGGGGAGCCACAGGAGCAGCCCGUGCCAGCCUGUUUAUGAGUAUGAACUUGACAGCCUGGUUCCAGAAAAGCCAGAGAGCAGGCAUUGCCAGCUUCCCAAAACAAAGCCACUGCCUUCCAUUGAGACCCUCGGUCCACCUCCCCCGAAGCCAUCAAAGCCCCUAUUCGUGAACCUCUAUGCCUUCCAUAGGCAACCAGCUGCUGUCUCCAUGACCCUGAAAGAAGUGACUAUGAAGGAGAGCCCCCUGCCUCCAGACAGUGCAGAGUUGGAAGAAGCACAUAAUUAUGAUACAACAAUUUCAUAUCUGAGCCACUUUAGCAACUCCAUUAACUUCUGUGCUGCGGGAGAAAGUGCUGAAGCCACGUAUGAAAUUGAGAUUGAAGAACUCCAAAAGCCUUGGAAGAGUUUUCUCCUGCCAGAACUGAGUCCUAGACCUAAAGACCUAAACAGCAUGGAGGAAACAGAGCCAUGUGACUUGGAGCCUCCGAAGCCAAGGAAGGAGCCACGUCCUACCUAUCCUCCCAAGGUAGUUGUCUAUGAAGAGACUCCAGGAAAAACUCAGAUGACUGGAAUCCAUGAGAACAGAAGGAGUUUGCCAGCUGGAAACCAGGAAGCCAUGACUGACAUCAUUCAGAACAGGCUCUUUCCCGAGGAUGGCAUUUUAUUUUCCUCAUGGGAUGCCAUGACUAGGCAUUCCCAGGAUAAGAAUGGGUAUGUGGAAGCUUUGGAGGUGACAAAAGAAACUCCAAGUCCCAGCACCAUUAGGUCAAGCUCCUCUUCAGAGAAGACUUAUGAUGAUGUGGAGUGCUCCAGAGAAGACAUACGAAAAUGGGACUUCUCCAGCUCAUUCACCUCAGACAGUGAAGAAAAUAGUGAAGAAAUGUAUGAAGAUAUCUACAAAGCAAAGAAUAAUGACCCCAAAACAGAAGUAGCUGGAAGGGCAGCACUGAGAAGAUUGCAGCAGAUCUUCAGGAAAGAAAACAUAUUCGGAAUGAAGAAAACCAAGUCAAAGGAAAUUAUCAGCAAUGGAUUUUCCAUGUCAAUGCCUGACUUAGGACCUAGUUCUCAGGAUGGUAUCAUCUAUGAUGAUGUGGAUAUACGUGAGAAAGAAUCAAAAGAUGAAGAUAAAGUAAAAACUUGGAAGACUAAGUUUUUGAAACCAAAGGGAAAAAAUGGGGGGAAAGGCAGCCUUGGAUCCAAAAGUUUUUCUCCCAGACAUUUCUUCAGAACUAAGAAGCAAAAAUUAGAAAAGAAUAGAAUGAAAAAAGAGGAAAAACUCUUCAGAGAAAGAUUUCAGUAUGGUAAAGAAAUCAUGGUCAUUAACAGAGCUGUAGCGUGUUCCAGUAACUCACGAAAUGGAAUAUUUGAUCUGCCAAUAACUCCUGGAGAACAGCUGGAAGUCAUCGACACCACUGAGCAAAACUUAGUGAUAUGUCGCAAUUCCAAAGGCAAAUAUGGAUAUGUGCUCAUUGAACAUCUAGAUUUCAAGCAUCAGGGCUGAUCUCAUUAAGAAGGUCUACGUGAUGCCAGGAUGUGUCCUAGCUGCGAGUUCGGCCCCACAGCACUUUCAACUCCUGCCUCAAAAUGAGAUGGGCUGUGCAAACUUCUGUCAGAAACUCAGAAGAAAAACCCUCAACAAGUCAAUAACUCCUCAACUCCAUAAAAGUUUGCCUUUCAAUGUCUAUGUUCCUGCUGGUUCAGGAGCAUAGGAAGCAGUAUGUUAGUACGCGAGCACGUGCCUAAUGAGACACAGCCCACGUUAGAAAUCUCGCCUUCUAGAACUAGGGAGUUGGGCAGAUGGUGAGUGAAUUCUAAUGUCAGUAUACUGUGUGUGUAACUUCUUGGUGCAUAUCUACAUUUCAUAUGAAUUCUAUGUAGUAAUAAUGUGACCAUGUUCCUUUAAACGCCGAUGACACCACCACCUGAGCCAUAAUCACUUGGUUUGUUUUUUAACCAAGGUGAAAGACCGGAAGACAAGUACUGCUGAAGGGAAGUUUGUUUUGGGGGCUGGGGGGUUCUUUUCUAACUCAACCAGAACUAUUGUUUAGAAGUGUUUUAAGUAUAGUUAACAAAAAUGUGAAAAUAUAUACUUGUUGUAUCAUGUUAAAAUGGGGAAAAUUAUUUUUCUGUUGGCUAAAACACAUCCAAAUGCAUUUCAAAUGUAUUUACGUGACAGUAAGUAGAGACUAGAGAGUUGUAAGAUUCUGGUUCUACCUGAUAUGCACUGUAUGUUAAUAAAAUCUACAUAUGCUUUAAACUA
Molecule: messenger RNA, 3202 nt
Organism: Mastomys coucha (southern multimammate mouse)
Lineage: Eukaryota; Metazoa; Chordata; Mammalia; Rodentia; Muridae
Gene: Fyb2
Product: FYN binding protein 2
Exons: 20
Coding region: 23-2443 (806 amino acids)
Biological process (GO): T cell receptor signaling pathway; integrin-mediated signaling pathway; protein localization to plasma membrane
Cellular component (GO): plasma membrane
Molecular function (GO): protein binding
Source: RefSeq, a predicted model, not a curated record